Messenger RNA from Neoarius graeffei (lesser salmon catfish), 3008 nucleotides. It is a transcript of the gene cdc34b, whose product is annotated as cell division cycle 34 homolog (S. cerevisiae) b. The transcript is spliced from 5 exons. Gene Ontology annotation, biological process: protein polyubiquitination; ubiquitin-dependent protein catabolic process. Gene Ontology annotation, molecular function: ubiquitin conjugating enzyme activity. The record is from RefSeq and is a predicted model, not a curated record. The coding region runs from base 751 to 1470 and encodes 239 amino acids. Lineage: Eukaryota; Metazoa; Chordata; Actinopteri; Siluriformes; Ariidae.
AUGAUUGUUGGUGUUAUGACAGACGGUUUUGAUUAUGUCCAUGAUAUAAUUUGAAUUUUUGUCCUGGAAUUACAAGAAAGUCGGUCCGUGGCUGAAAAAAGAAAAAAAAAACUUUUCAGAACCUUUAAAUACCGAGUUAUAUGGUUGGCCUUGUGAACUUCAAUACCCACAAUGCAUUGCGAAUUUAUUGACGAGUGGAACUGGUGUUAAAAAAAAAAAAAAGAGAGAGAUUCGACCAGCUGCGACAGUCAACUAUCUCAGUUGUUUACUCCAUUUUCUUGUAAGUCGUUGUGGAGAGUUAUUUUUUUCCUCUCAGGAGAACUUUGGAACAAGGAAAGAAAAAAAAAGACAAGAGUAGCUUGUUUGGAAACCUCCAUCGUGAACGGUCGGAUAGUUUAGCUUUGUUGCUAGGAAAACAAGUGUGGUAUUUCUACAGGAAACGAUUUAUAAUGUUAGACGGUUAAAUAAAAAGUGUGUAAAUAUAUUAUUUUUUAGUUUAUUUUGCUGUAAGGAGGGUGGUUUUUGAACGGGAAUUAAACUUGUCGCAUGUCAAGCUGAGCGUGAGGUAACUCCGACUAAACAAUAGGCGUUUUUGUGGAGCUGGCAAGAGCUCGCGAGCUUUCACACAAAGCUUAGCUUAGCUUAGCCUAGCCUAGCUUAGCUUAGCUUGAGUUAGCCUGAGAGAAAACACACACACACUACCCAGGCGUUGUCGCAAACCCGUUUAUUUCGUGACCUUUUUCCUCAGAAAUGGCUCAGAACAGCAGUUCUCACGUAGCAAGUUCACAGAAAGCGUUAAUGCUCGAAAUGAAAAGCCUUCAAGAGGAGCCAGUCGAGGGCUUUAAAAUCACCCUGGUGGAUGAAGCAGACCUCUAUAACUGGGAAGUAGCCAUUUUUGGACCCCCAAAUACACUCUAUGAAGGGGGUUACUUUAAGGCACGUAUCAAGUUCCCUAUCGACUACCCUUACUCUCCUCCAGCCUUCAGAUUCCUGACGAAAAUGUGGCACCCGAACAUUUACGAGAACGGCGACGUGUGCAUCUCUAUCCUCCACCCUCCAGUAGACGACCCACAGAGCGGAGAGCUGCCCUCGGAGAGGUGGAACCCAACACAGAACGUCAGAACCAUCCUGCUGAGCGUCAUAUCCUUGCUGAACGAGCCCAACACUUUCUCUCCUGCGAACGUGGAUGCCUCUGUGAUGUACCGCAAGUGGAGAGACAGCAAAGGAAAGGACAGAGAGUACGCAGAGAUCAUUCGGAAGCAGGUUCUGGCCACUAAAGCAGAAGCAGAGCGAGACGGUGUUAAAGUUCCCACUACUCUGGCUGAGUACUGUGUGCGCACACGCGCUCCCCCUACAGAUGAAGGCUCUGACUUGUUUUACGAUGAUUACUAUGACGACGAGGACUUGGAGGACAAUAACGAUGAGGACUGUUGCUACGACGAAGACGACUCAGGAAACGAGGAAUCGUGACCCCACCAUCACAAUCAUUAUCCUUUUCAUCACCAUCAUCUUUACCCUGAACCGUUGAAAAGCUGUCGCAUGCACCUUGUAUUUACUUUUCCUUUUGAAAAUGCUAUAAAAGAUGUUUUUAGGUUCGUUUUUUUUUUUUCCUUCCCCCUAGUUGGAAAAUGAAAGCAUUGUUUGUUUGUUUUCUCUCUGGUCUCUUUUUUGGAUUGUUUUCCUUUUUGUUCCCUCUUCAUUUCUUUGACUUUUUUUUUUUUUAAACACUUCUCAUUUUCUUGCGCUAUAAAAAUCCAAACAUUUCCACGUUGUCAAACAGCUAAAUAAUAGGACUAUGAAUGGGUGAAAUGGAGGGUUUUUUUUUUUCCUGCUGUACUGUGCAUGUUGGCAUUGUGGUGUUGUUUUUUUUUUUUUUGACACAGUGCUGCUCCCUUCAUCCACCAAUUUUAUUAUUUUUUAUUUUUUUCCUUUCUGAAAAUUCCUCUAAUUACGGAUCAUCUCCGAGUCCAACCAGUUCAGCAAUAAAAUACAUUUUGCAUACUUCUCUGCUCCAGAGACGAGACGUAGGAACUGAAUACAUCAGAAUUGUCUUUUAUCCUGACAUUUUGUGUUUACACCAGUGUUUUUCCUGCUCUAACACAUUUCAUUUUAUGUGCAGAUGUGCUUGAGCAGGGGGAAAACCCACCGAACUGUGGAUAGAUGACCUCCGUCUGGUUUGAAUGCUUGUCGAAAGAUUCAUCGAUGUUAAGGGAAUGAUUUAAUCUUUUGGUUUGAGGGAGAGGCCUAAACCCCGACUACCACUAUGUGAGAUUCCGUGCAUUAUUUUAAGAUGGUAGUGUUUUAACCUCGGAUUGUAAUCACACGUUUCUUUGUCCUGUGAUAGUGUGCAUCCAAUCAUCAAGGGUGUGAACGUGAUGUUCAAAUGGUAGGAGGGUCUCUCUCCCUUUUUGUUUUUUUGUUUUCGUGACGCCAAUAUUGUAUCACUCCCUCACGAAUUACAUUUAAUGUACAACUAGGUUUUUAUUAAUAGAGAAUGUAUUUUUUUCAUGACGGCAACAUAAAUUCCUUCAUUUGGGGCGACUGGGGUGAUUUUUUUUUUUUUUUUCUUCUCUCCUGGACUUAUGAAUGAUAAUGUGUUUUGGGUUUUUUUUUUUUUUUUUUGGAUUUCUCAUUCAGUAAAAUGAUAGCCCUGUCAGCAUUAAUUUAAUUUCACGCCUUUUGAGCAUUUCUGGACUGGAGAGGGCUUUUAACAUCAGCAUUGACCAGUUGAAUUAAUUCAAUGUGAGCUCGUUUUGAUUGACUCUCUCUCAGGAUAAAGCAAACGGAAAAAAAAAUAAAAAAUCCCACAGCACCACCGACGUUCUUGCGAACAGCAGUUUAACCAGUCUAUCAAUUCAAUUCUGUUUUUUGAAGGCGGUUUACAAUCUUAAACCUUAAUGCUGAUGUGCACACGUGAGUAUGUGGCUGAUCAUUUUACUGACCUGUAUGUAUUUUUAUGGUUUGUUGGCCUAUUUAAAACUGAAAAAUAAAAAUCUUUAUUAGAAUAA